UUGCCCCCAAAAGAAAACAACAAGAGGUAAAAGAAAAAAAAAUGUCGAUGGAUUCAACGCCGACGCCGCCGGCGCUGGAUGGUCUGACCAUCAGCGACGCCGUACAGGAGGCGCAGUUUUCUCAGCGCGUUCCGAUCCAGUACAUUCUAGGCCGGUCCGACAAGGGGGCCGGGUUGGCGGGUCAGAAGGUCCGAAUCGGGGGAUGGGUGAAGACCGGGAGGGAGGCGGAUAAGGGGAGGUUCGCCUUUCUAGAGAUCAACGACGGCUCCUGCGCCGGAAAUCUGCAGGUGAUUGUGAAGUCGGAGCUUUACAAGCUGAGCGACGUCGUUCAGACCGGGACCUGCGUCCACGUGGAGGGUUUGCUGAAGUCUCCACCGGAAGGCGUGAAGCAGAGGAUCGAGCUCGAUGUCGAGAAGGUUUUGGAUGUGGGGACUGUGGAUGCGGCAAAGUACCCUUUGCCGAAGACCAAAUUGACUCUCGAAUUUCUCAGGGAUGUUGUUCACCUUCGCUCCAGGACUAACACGAUUUCUGCAGUUGCUAGAAUCCGUAAUGCCCUGGCAUAUGCUACCCACACAUUCUUCCAGAAGCACGGUUUCCUUUACGUGCACACUCCUAUUAUCACAACCAGUGAUUGUGAGGGUGCAGGGGAGAUGUUUCAAGUCACAACACUAAUUAACGACUCGGAAAAAUUAGAGAACGAUCUGAAAAAAACCCCACCUCCUUCAGAAACCGAUGUAAAGGACGCUGAGCUGGCUGUGAAGGCGAAAGGAGAAGAAGUUGCUAAGCUAAAAUCUGCUAAAGCAAGCAAGCCGGAGAUUCUAUCUGCUGUUGCUGAGCUUACUAAGGCUAAAGAGAACUUCUCGAAGCUAGAUGAGAGAUACAAGCAGGCAGAGAGAAUUAAGCUUGGAGGUGGCCUUCCGAAGAAGGAUGGGAAAAUUGAUUACUCCGAAGAUUUUUUUGCCAGGCAAGCAUUUUUAACUGUGUCGGGGCAACUGCAGGUUGAAACAUAUGCUUGUGCUCUCAGUAGUGUGUACACUUUUGGGCCAACUUUUCGAGCAGAGAACUCGCACACUACAAGACAUCUUGCUGAAUUUUGGAUGGUUGAACCUGAAAUAGCAUUUGCUGAUAUACAGGAUGACAUGAACUGUGCAGAGGCGUACGUGAGAUUUCUUUGUCAGUGGUUGCUCGACAACUGCUAUGACGAUAUGGAGUUCAUGACCAAAUUCAUCGACAAAACUGCUAUCCAACGACUUGAAAUGGUUGCAAAAUCCAAGUUCCACAGAAUAACUUACACGGAGGCAGUUGCCAUUCUCGAGGAAGCAUCUAAAGUGAAGAAGUUUGACAACAAAGUAGAAUGGGGUAUCGAUCUAGCUUCUGAACAUGAAAGAUAUCUGACUGAAGAGAAAUUCAAAGCACCCGUUAUUGUUUACAACUACCCGAAAGCUAUUAAAGCCUUCUACAUGAAGGUCAACGAAGACAAUAAAACUGUUGCAGCAAUGGAUGUGCUUGUACCUAAGGUGGGAGAACUUGUUGGAGGAAGCCAGAGAGAAGAGAAUUACGAGGUUCUAAAGGAAAGGAUAUUGGAGAUGGGGCUUCCGCUUGAGCCAUACCAUUGGUAUCUUGACCUACGAAGCUAUGGUACAGUGAAGCACAGUGGGUUUGGCCUUGGAUUCGAGCGCAUGAUUCUUUUUGCCACGGGCAUCGAUAACAUUAGAGAUGUCAUUCCCUUCCCCAGAUACCCCGGCAAAGCAGAUCUUUGAAAUCACACUCUACUCGUAUGGUUUGUUCAGAUAUUUAUUCUUAGCACUAGAUAUUUUAGUAUUGCGAUUUGCAUUUGUGAAAAACAAGCUUUAUACAUCAUGUUGGGUUUUUUUUUUCAAUACAGAAGAAAUCAUGAUAGUAAUCUGUUUUAAUCUUUUGUUUGGGGAUUGUUUUUAUUGCUUGCUUUCUAUUUGUGAUAAAAA
This is a messenger RNA of Erythranthe guttata (spotted monkey flower), 1964 nucleotides long. It is a transcript of the gene SYNC1, whose product is annotated as Class II aminoacyl-tRNA and biotin synthetases superfamily protein. Gene Ontology annotation, molecular function: nucleic acid binding; asparagine-tRNA ligase activity; ATP binding. Gene Ontology annotation, biological process: asparaginyl-tRNA aminoacylation. Gene Ontology annotation, cellular component: mitochondrion. The record is from RefSeq and is a predicted model, not a curated record. Lineage: Eukaryota; Viridiplantae; Streptophyta; Magnoliopsida; Lamiales; Phrymaceae.